Molecule: messenger RNA, 2207 nt
Organism: Camellia sinensis
Lineage: Eukaryota; Viridiplantae; Streptophyta; Magnoliopsida; Ericales; Theaceae
Product: serine/threonine receptor-like kinase NFP
Biological process (GO): protein phosphorylation
Molecular function (GO): protein kinase activity; ATP binding
Source: RefSeq, a predicted model, not a curated record
CACUAAAAGGGAGGAAUAAUAACUAGUCAAGACAGAUACCAUCUAAAAAUAAAAAUAAAAAAUAGUUGAGACAGAGAAGAGGAUCCCAAACCAGUAAGAAAAAAUGCAUCUUGAUUCUUGACUCCAUAAGACUUUCUUCUAUUCUUAUAUCAUUGUAAGUUAAUACAAUUCUCAAAAUCAAACCAAAAAAUGAGAACCAAACACCACCACCACCACCUCUCGUCACUCCUACUCCUCUUCCUCUUCCUCUUCCUCUUCCACCACCACUCAGAAGCCCAACAACCUCCAUCACCACCACCAAACACCACGGGCUACACCUGCACAGCCAACAACAACAACCACUCCACCACCUCAGCCACCUAUCCAUGCCAAACCUAUGCCUUUUUCACAGCCAUGUCUCCUGACUUCCUUGACCUAGCCUCCAUCGGCGACCUAUUCUCCGUUAGCCGCCUCAUGAUCUCAAACCCUAGCAACAUCUCUUCCCCCACCACCCCUCUCCUCCCCCACCAACCCCUCUUUAUUCCUCUCACAUGUUCUUGCAAUCCCAUCACCAAUGGCUCUACCACUACAAGUCUCUCCUUUGCCAACCUCACUUACACUAUCAAAAAAGAUGACACUUUCUACUAUCUCUCCACCCACAUCUUCCAAAACCUCACCACAUACCAAUCUGUCCAAUUUGUCAACCCUAAUCUCAUCCCAACCCUCCUCAAAAUCGGCGUAAGAGUCGUGUUUCCAAUCUUCUGCAAGUGUCCAAACACAACCCAAUUGCAAAACCAAGAAAACUAUCUCAUCAGCUAUGUGUUUCAACCUUCAGACACAAUACCCUCCAUUGCUGCUAGGUUUGGUUCAACAACACAGUCCAUAGUUGAGAUCAAUGGUGGUGAAAUCCAGCCUUUCGAAACUGUUUUCGUUUCGGUUCCAAGGCUUCCUACGCUAGCACAGCCUAGUGUUUUUGCUUCAUCUUCUGAGAAGAAUGAGCAAAAAGUUCAUGUGAUUGGAUUGGAAAUUGGGUUGGGAGUUUGUGGGGUCUUGUUGGUUUUGGUUGGUGGGUUGUGGGCUUAUAGAGAGGCUUUUGUGAAGAAGAGGAGGGAGAAGGGGUUGGUGAAGGAGGUGACAGUGAGUUUGAUGGCUAAUGUGUCAGAUUGCUUGGAUAAGUAUAGAGUAUAUGAGAUUGAAGAACUGAGAGAAGCAACUGAUGGGUUUGAUCAGAGAUGGAUGAUUCAUCGGUCUGUUUACAAAGGUUGCAUUGAUGGAGGGGUGUAUGCUAUCAAGAAGAUGAAGUGGAAUGCUUGUGAAGAACUCAAGAUCUUGCAGAAGGUAAACCAUGGCAAUUUGGUGAAGCUAGAAGGAUUCUGCAUAGACCCUGAAGAUGCAAAUUGUUACCUAGUCUACGAGUACUUUGAAAAUGGAUCUCUUCAUUCAUGGUUGCAUGAACACAAUGAGAAAUUAAAUUGGAAAACAAGGUUAAGAAUUGCCAUUGAUGUAGCCAACGGUCUCCAAUACAUUCACGAGCACACGAGGCCAAGGGUAGUUCACAAAGACAUCAAAAGCACCAACAUUUUGUUAGAUGCAAACAAAAGAGCCAAGAUUGCCAAUUUUGGACUAGCAAAGUCCGGUUGCAAUGCCAUAACAAUGCACAUUGUCGGAACUCGAGGCUAUAUUGCCCCUGAAUACUUAGCCGAUGGAUUGGUUUCUACUAAAAUGGAUGUUUUCUCAUUUGGGGUGGUUUUGCUUGAGCUUGUUUCGGGAAGGAAAGCCAAGGAUGAAAAAGGGAACCUCCUCUGGAUGAGUGUCAAAGGAGUUUUGGAUGGAAAUGAAAAUAGAAAAGAGAAGAAUUUGAAGGGUUGGAUGGAUGGUUUUCUUCUAAAUGAAGUGUCUUGUUCAAUGGAGAGUGUUAUGAAUGUAAUGGUUGUCGCGAUUGCUUGUUUGCAUAGAGAUCCUUCCAAGAGGCCUAGUAUGGUGGACAUUGUUUAUGCAUUGUGCAAGAGUGAUGAUCUUUUUCUUGAUAUCUCAGAGGAUGGACUAUCACCUCGUCAAGUAAAUGGAAGGUGAGCAUGAUUCAUGCUAAUUGAUGAGGAACUUUUUGUGUGUAUAGCUGCAUGAUUUUGUAACGAAAUAAUUUAGAUAUGGAGUUCCUUUAUAUUUGAUUACUGAACUUCGAGCAUCCUUAUGAGACUAUCUAAAUUUUACUCUAAAAUAUCAUUAAA